AUGUCCGGUGAACAACAAGUGACGAGCUUGGAUCAUGCGGCAAGGACAGUGUCGAAAAUAUCAUCGUACCUUCGACAAGGAUUCUUGUGUGAUGUGGUUUUUAUUUGCGGACACGGACAAGUUAAACAACGAAUUAGUGCGCAUCGACUCGUAGUCGCAACUCUAUCUGAUUAUUUUCGAGCGAUGUUUGAGAGUAAUAUGCUUGAAACAAAACAACGUGAAAUCAUGAUUAAUGAUAUUGAUCCGGAUGCAUUAGAGAAAUUAAUUUUAUAUGCAUAUGAAGGUCGUCUGGAACUUCAUCAGGAUAAUGUUACCAAUAUUCUCGUUGCUGCACAUAUGUUUAAUAUUACUGAAAUUAUCGAUGCUUGUUGCAAAUAUAUCGAAAAACAACUUCACCCGUCGAAUUGCCUUGGAAUUUAUAAAUUCGCUCUUCAACAUGAUUUACACGACUUGACUCAAACUGCUUGGAAUUAUGUUUUAGAACAUUUCACAAAUGUUAUUCAAAAUAACCAUGAAUUUCUGGAGUUGUCGUUCGAUGAAAUGAAACAAAUUUUAGCAUCAGGUGAUAUCAAUGUGCAAUCAGAAGAAACUGUAUUCGAAGCAUUCCUUUCUUGGAUUGAUCACGAUUCGAAACGGCAAAACGAUCGACUGCCACAACUCUUUGGUUUAAUUCGAUUGCCAUUAAUUGAUAAAAAAUAUUUAACAGAUCAUAUUGAUACAGAUUCACGAUUUAAAAAUGAUACUUCAUGUCAGAUGUUGAUUAUUGAAACAAUGCGUUACCAUUUAGCGCCAGAAAAACGAUCGAGUAUGCAAUCGAUACGAACAAAACCGAGAAAAGCAACAUUAGGUGCUCUCUAUUGUCUUGGCGGAAUGGACAGUGCGAAAGGUAUUGAAUGUCCACAAACGAUUGAACGAUAUGAUUUUCGAACACGUUCGUGGCAGCCAAAUGGUACUUUGAAUACACGUCGUUGGCAAUUUGCGUGUGUCAUUUUAGAGAAAAAGCUAUACGUAUGUGGAGGACGCGACGGAUUGAAAACAUUAAAUAGUAUAGAAAUAUUUGAUUUUCAAAAGAAAGUUUGGAACAUUGGACAACCAAUGUUAACCAACCGACACGGAUUAGGCGUUGGAUGUAUUGGUGGUCCAUUGUAUGCAAUUGGUGGCCAUGAUGGUUGGAGCUUUCUCAAUACAGUAGAACGUUUUGAUCCAGAAACAUGUGUUUGGUCAUAUGUUGCACCGAUGACUAAUGCUCGAUGUACACUUGGUGUUGCUGUUCUUGAAAAUCGCAUAUAUGCAGUGGGCGGUCGAGAUGGUGCUGCAGGUCUGCGAGAAACUGAAUCAUACGAUCCGCAUACGAAUCGUUGGUCAUCAUGUGCACCAAUGCAGAAACGUCGUGGGGGUGUAGCUGUAGCAGCUUGUAACGGAUUUUUAUUUGCGAUUGGCGGUCAUGAAUCAUCUGCAACAAAUAAAUGUGCUGUGAGACACGACGACGGGGAACGUUAUGAUCCAAGAUGCGAUCAAUGGACAUUAAUUACGUCGUUGACUCGUCCAAAAGAAGCUCUAGCAAUUGCUGCUGUUGGUGAUAAAUUAUAUAUUGUUGGUGGAUUUGAUGGAAAAGUACUUGAUGAAGUCGAAAAAUACGAACCAGUAACAGAUAAAUGGACUAAAUGUUCACCAUUAGGAACUAAGAGAGCUGGUGCUUGUCUGAUUCAUGUUCCGAAUUAUAUUUAUCAAUCAUCAUUACCAACAUCCCCAUCGUCAUUAUCUUCAUUAACUACAAGUUCUUACACAUUACCAUCAUCACCAUCUUUAACUAAACGAAAUAAAGAUGUAUCAGCUAGUUGUCACCAAUUGAGUCGUCUUGUUUUUUCUUAG
Molecule: messenger RNA, 1872 nt
Organism: Adineta ricciae
Lineage: Eukaryota; Metazoa; Rotifera; Eurotatoria; Adinetida; Adinetidae
Source: the annotation of a GenBank genome assembly